AUGCCUCACAACUUCCAGGUUGAGGAAGGAGCGAUGCUCUACUCCAAAUCCUCAGCCUACCAAGUGCAGUAUUUACUGGGGAGAGGCAGCUUUGGAGAGGUCGCCCAGUGCAGGAAGUUUGCCACCAACGAAAAUGUGGCUUUAAAAGUCAUGAGAAAUUGGCAGUGCAUUGAGGAUGCAAAGAGUGAGGAGGAUAUCCUUAAACAGAUGAAACUGGGUAACUGCCACCUCUUCAACAUCGUGCUAUGGAACGACUCCUUCCAAUACAAGAAGCGUUACUGCUUAGAAUUUGAGAAGCUGGACAUCAGCCUGUAUGAAUUCCUUCGGAAGAGAAGGUCUAUGUCUCUGAUGUUGAAGGAGAUCCGGCCCAUUGUGCAACAGUUGGCUAUUGCUCUGGAUUUCCUGGAUGUGGUUGAUAUCGUACAUUGUGAUCUAAAGCCAGCGAACAUAAUGAUGGUGGACCAUGUUCGCCAGCCACUCAAAAUCAAAGUGAUCGACUUUGGCCUGGCCGUAAACAACUCCACUCAGCAUACGGGGGAGACCCUGCAGACCCUAUAUUACAGAUCUCCAGAGAUCCUGCUGGGAAAUGAGUUCAAUGGAGCCAUCGACGUGUGGUCUCUUGGCUGCAUUGCUGCCAAAAUGUUGACCGGCAAUGUGCUGUUCCCUGGAAGUGACGAAUAUGACAUGCUGAGGCACAUCAUACUUGGUAUUGGUGAGCCACCAAGCCAUCUGCUCAAUGCUGGAAUGUUCACACAUGAGUAUUUCUGUGCAACAUUCAGAGAAGAGGGACCCCCAGUGUGGAGAUUUAAAAACCCACGUGAAGUGAGAAAUUCCAUCAAAUUAUUCCCACGGACGAUUCGCAGCCUGAGAGAUCUCAUCAAGAAGUCUGAUAAACUCUCAGAUAAAGCCAGAGUGUGUGAUGGUGACCAGGAGAGUUUUCUGGAUCUGAUGACAAAGAUGCUGAUGGUGGACGCGGCUCAGAGGAUCACACCCAGCCAGAUCCUCCAGCAUCCGUUCAUCACCAUGAGUCACCUUUCUGGCGACUCAAAAAGCUGCUCCCUUGUUAAAUCGUGCUUUGGUCAGAGCUCUGAUAAUAAGGAGGAUGACGACCUUGAGGUGGCCUCCAGCAGCACUGCCAUCCCAGCCCGCCAAACUGAAAAUGGUGGACUGAGCAGCGAUGAACAUCCCACUCUUGCUGGACACACAGCAAAGAAGAAGAGGAAAAGGGAUGGUGGAAAAACCACCAAGAAGACUCCGCUGCUCAAACGAAAGAGGGAUCAAGUAAAGUCGUGCUCUUCCUUUGGUGGCAGCUCCUCAGCUAAAAAGAGGAAGACUGAGAACCUCAAUAAGGACUUGGAGGACAGCGUCAACAAACUACUGAACGAAACAGUAGAGGUCCCCUCCAAAAAGAGGAAGAGGGCCGAUGAAGACAGCUGUCCAGAAGAGAGGUCUGGAUGCAAAAGCAGAAAGAUCAACUGA
Messenger RNA from Trematomus bernacchii (emerald rockcod), 1479 nucleotides. RefSeq names its product homeodomain-interacting protein kinase 1-like. NCBI's taxonomy places the organism in Eukaryota, Metazoa, Chordata, Actinopteri, Perciformes, Nototheniidae. Gene Ontology annotation, cellular component: cytoplasm; nucleus. Bases 1 to 1479 code for a protein of 492 amino acids. Gene Ontology annotation, biological process: peptidyl-threonine phosphorylation; peptidyl-serine phosphorylation. Gene Ontology annotation, molecular function: protein serine/threonine kinase activity; ATP binding; protein tyrosine kinase activity. The record is from RefSeq and is a predicted model, not a curated record. The transcript has 9 exons.